AUGGCUUACACAGUGGACGAAAGGGGUUCCUGGGUGAAGCCGUCGGACAAGGACAACAGAGCAUCCUGGCUCUCCGGCAGCACCCAAUACUCUUACGACGACCCGGAACAACAAGACUCUGGAGUACCCGUCGUCAGCGCCCCUGCUGCUCCCGGCUCUUCCCAAUCUCCCUCAGAAAAACCCAACACCCCCGCCGCUGCUGGCGACUUCCCGGAAGGCGGAUUCCGCGCGUGGUCCGUGGCGGUAGGGACGGCGGCGGCGCUGUUCUGCACCAUGGGCUACCUCAACAGUUACGGCGUGUAUCAGACCUAUUACGAGUCGCACCAGCUAUCCUUCAUGACGCCGUCGGCCAUCUCGUGGAUCGGCUCGCUGCAGAACUUCUUCGUCUUCUUCAGCAGCCUCUUCGGCGGCGCCCUCUUCGACCGUUACGGCGGGCCCGUCAUCGUCGCCCCCGCCGCCGCGGCCUACGUGCUGUCCAUCAUGAUGACCAGCCUGUGCACCGAGUACUGGCAGUUCGUGCUGGCCCAAGGCGUGCUCGGCGGCAUCUCCAACGGCAUGGUCAUGAGCCCCGCGCUGGCCGCCACCUCGCAGUACUUCUCCAAGCGGCGGGGCGCCGCCAUGGGUCUCAGCAUCGCCGGCGCCUCGCUGGGCGCCGUCGUGUUCCCCAUCGCGCUGGUCAAGAUGCUCCCGGACGCGUCCUCGCCCAACAUCGGCUUCCCCUGGGCGGUGCGCGUGUGCGGCUUCAUCGCCCUGGGCAUGCUGAUCUGGCCGUGCAUGGCCAUCCGCGCCCGCCUCCCUCCCCGCAAGAACAGCCUCAUCCUCCUCUCCGCCUUCCGCCGCCCCGUCUACCUCGCCACCGUCGCCGCCACCUUCCUCCUCUUCCUCGGCUUCUUCACCCCCCUCUACUACCUCCCCAGCUACGCCGUCGCCCACGCCGGCCUGUCCCCCUCCCUCUCCAACUACCUCCUCGCCAUCCUCAACGGCGCCUCCUUCUUCGGCCGCAUCGUGCCCGGCAUCCUCGCCGACAAGCUCGGCCGCUUCAACACGCUCGCCUUCGCCGGCGUCUCCUCGGGCAUCCUCACCCUCUGCUGGACGCGCUGCACCACCGCGCCGACCGUCAUCGCCUUCGCCGCCCUCUACGGCUUCAGCUCCGGCGCCGUCGUCUCCGGCUUCACCGUCGCCCUCGCCUUCUGCGCCGACCAGCCCAAGAACAUCGGCACCUACAUGGGCAUGGGCAUGGCCGUCGCCUCCAUCGCCAUGCUCAUCGGGCCCCCCGUCAACGGCGUCCUCCUCGCCCGCUACGGCGGCUUCGACGGCAUGGCCAUCUUGAGCGGCGUCGUGUGCAUUGCCGGCGGCCUCGUCUCCUUGGCGGCCAAGGUGCUCCAGGGGAAAGGGGUGUUGUCGCUAUCGUAG
This is a messenger RNA of Diplodia corticola, 1413 nucleotides long. Its product is annotated as monocarboxylate permease-like protein. The record is from RefSeq and is a predicted model, not a curated record. The transcript has a single exon. Gene Ontology annotation, molecular function: transmembrane transporter activity. Gene Ontology annotation, biological process: transmembrane transport. Gene Ontology annotation, cellular component: fungal-type vacuole membrane. Lineage: Eukaryota; Fungi; Ascomycota; Dothideomycetes; Botryosphaeriales; Botryosphaeriaceae. Bases 1 to 1413 code for a protein of 470 amino acids.